AGUUAACCCCGUUCAGUGCUCUGUUGUCAUGUGCUAAAGAAACAUUUGGCCAGCUCGCUAUCUUACGAUUUCAACAAGCAUUUCGACACUCGUCUUGAAUGUUUAUCAACGAUCCAUGGCGAGAGAGGAAGAGAACAUUCCAACCAAAUGAUCUGUUUGAACUAAGUUACAUCCCGCUGUCGGAAAGAUAUGGCAGAUAUAGAAGAGAAAACAUUUAGGAUUGUGAUCGUGGGAGGUGGCAUCGCGGGUGUGACAUGUGUUGAGCAGCUGUUAUCCCAGAUUCCAUCAGCUGAUGUGGCUCUGAUCACAGCAGGACCCCAUAUCAAGGCAGUGACCAACUAUAAACAGGUGUCCAAGACACUGGAAGAGUUUGAUGUUGAGGAACAACCAUCCAGUGUUCUGGAGGAGAAAUUUCCCAACCUGACUGUCAUCCACUCUGCUGUCAAAUCACUUCACACACAAUCACAUACUUUGGAAACUGUAGAUGGUCGUAUUUUUGGUUAUGAGAAGCUGUGUAUCUGCAGUGGGGGCAGACCCAAGCUCCUAACCCUGGACAAUCCUUAUGUGCUGGGGAUACGGGACACAGACAGCGCACAGGAGUUUCAGAAACGGUUAUCCAAAGCAAAGAGAAUCGUUGUUGUUGGCAAUGGAGGGAUUGCCCUGGAAUUAGUGUUUGAGGUGGAGGGCUGUGAGGUGAUCUGGGCUGUGAAGGACAAGGCCAUAGGUAACACCUUCUUUGACCCCGGGGCGGCACAGUUUCUCAUCCCGUCACUGGAGGCCGACAAACCAGAAAGAGCUGCUCCCUGCAAGAGAACUCGCUACACCACCGAGGAACCAGCACCUGGAGGGUCCCAGACCUUCACAGCAGAUAAGAACGCACGGGGGCAUGGUUCUGGUCACACAGAGGCGGGCAGUGCCCUCGGUCCAGACUGGCACGAAGGAAUAGUUCUACGAGGAGCAGAGCAGGUGUCCCGCAGAGUUUCAUUGGAAUACCAGUGUGAGGUGGAAAAGAUCUUCACCUCAGAGGAGCUGCUCAAAUCCCCACAGCAAACACUUAGACCGGAGAACGGAGGAUCCUGGCCAGUUCACAUCCAGCUGACCAAUGGCAAGACAUUUGGCUGUGAUUUUGUUGUCAGUGCCACCGGUGUCGUGCCAAACACUGAACCAUUUCUCCAUGGCAACAAGUUUGCACUGGCAGAUGAUGAUGGCCUGCAGGUAGAUGACCACAUGAUGACGUCAGAGCCUGAUGUGUAUGCUGCAGGAGACGUGUGCACUGCAUGCUGGGAACACAGCCCACUGUGGCAGCAGAUGCGUUUGUGGACGCAGGCCCGUCAGAUGGGUUGGUACGCCGGCCGCUGCAUGGCGGCACACGUCCUAUCAGAACCAAUAGAGCUGGACUUCUGCUUCGAACUCUUCUCACACAUUACCAAAUUCUUCAACUACAAGGUGGUCCUGCUGGGAAAGUUUAAUGGGCAAGGGCUGGGGCCCGACCAUGAACUGCUGGUACGCUGUACCAAAGGCCAGGAGUAUGUCAAGGUCGUUCUCAGUGGAGGUAGGAUGGUGGGAGCGGUGCUGAUUGGGGAAACAGACCUGGAGGAGACCUUCGAGAACCUGAUCCUCAACCAGAUGGAUUUGACCCCGUACAAAGAGGAGCUGCUCAACCCCAACAUUGAUAUAGAGGACUACUUUGAUUGAGCAUGAGGGUGGUGAUUUAGGAGCAUGUUGAGCAACACAAACUCACGAAUGAUGCAAGGUAGAUGACAUAAAUGAAGAAAUAAGAAAUUAAGGAAUUGUACAUUCUAUCGUAUCCAAGCUAAUGGAUAUGUCAGAUUUUUUUGGCAAUGAGAAUCAAGAGUGAUUAUCUUGGUUCUUAUUAAUGCACUUGUAUAUUUAAGAAUAUAUUUUUGCUUUGAAAUAAAUUAUUUUCAAAACCGA
Dicentrarchus labrax (European seabass) is the source of this 1935-nucleotide messenger RNA. It is a transcript of the gene pyroxd1, whose product is annotated as pyridine nucleotide-disulphide oxidoreductase domain 1. The coding region runs from base 190 to 1695 and encodes 501 amino acids. The record is from RefSeq and is a predicted model, not a curated record. NCBI's taxonomy places the organism in Eukaryota, Metazoa, Chordata, Actinopteri, Moronidae. The transcript is spliced from 13 exons. Gene Ontology annotation, molecular function: oxidoreductase activity; flavin adenine dinucleotide binding.